AUGCCUCCGUCGAACACAGCCGCGCGAAGUCCAAUCAGCGGAGGCGCUACUACCACGUGGCCGUCCUUCACGUCUCCCUCCCCACGGCCUCCCCCAACCCCUUCUCCGCGCCCGCGCGGGCCCCUUUCCCCGCGCCCCGGCGCUGGCGGAGCGGCCUCCGCCGCUGUCUCCCCCAGCAGGCGGCGCUGGCGGAAGGGGCUGCUUGUCGCGAACGGGCUCGCCGCGCUUUACGGCUCCGCGUGCACCGUGAAUCGCGUCGCGGAAGCAGCGCCCACUCAUAUCUCCGACGUCGCGCCACAUUUCGCGCCGCAUCUCGCGGCCGUCAUGGAUCACGUGCCCUCCGAAUUCGCCUCGCCGAUCAAAUUCGCCGCGGCGGCCCUCCCGUUCGCCCCUGCUGCCGUCAGCACCUUCACAGUCGCAGCAGGCCGCCUGGUCGACGGUGCGCGACGUGAGACGACCGCGUCUGCCCAAGGCGCGGCGUCACAGCCUGUGCUGGAAUCAACCGGGACAGGCGAGCCCGCUGACGGAAUUGCUUCGCCGCCGGUGGAAGACAAGAACUCGGAGUCAUCCCAACAUGAGUCGGAGUCCUCUGCGGUGGUACUGGCGGGACUGGAGUUAGCAGCGUACAGCUUCCUGGGAGACCUGCUCUCGCAGUUCACCAAUGCUGAUACUGCCUCCACUCCCAUGCUGCUGCUGCUCUCGCCUGCCUGCUCUCCCUCCUCUCCUUACUCCGCUGUGAAUCCCACUGCACCCGCUUCGACCCGCUCCGGAGUAGCGCUGCUGCCGCUCAUAUUCAGCGGAUUCAUGUGCUCGGGGCUUGGCACUUGGAUGGAAACGAAUUGCCUGCAGGACCUACCGGCUCCUGCUCUCAUGCUGAUAUUCACCUCGAUUCCAGUUUGGGGCGGGUUGCUGGCUGCCUUGGCGCAGGGAGAGGUGCCAGAGGCAGGGCUGGGAGUGGCUGGUCUCGUGGUGGCUGCUGUGAAUGCUGGUGCAUGGGCUCUCGUGACACGCCAUAGCAGCAGCGACAGCAGUGGCGGCAUGGGCAGCAAUGUAUACAAUGGGAUCUGUGCUGUGGAAGAAAAUGGCCCGGCUGCAGCAAAUGCUGCAGACAACGAUGCAGAGAAGGCAGCCAAGACUGCUGCCUCAGUUCCAGUGGAACAGUUGAGCAACUCCCUAGUGGCAUCUCAACUCAAGGUGCCCUUCUACUCCACCAAGGCUAAGAGCCUGCUGCUCAAGCUCAAGCUUAAAGCCAAGGUGGCUGGGGCUAAGGUGCUGGGGGGGAAACUGGGCGUGAAAGCUGCAGCUGCCGGUGCGUAUAGUGCUUCUCAUGUGCUGACGUCGGCUGUGGGGAGUGGGAGCUUCGGAGCCAGUGCUGCUGAUGCUGCUGCAGCAGCUGCUACAGGCACGGUUGACGCUCUGUCGUCGAUUGGCAGUGGUAUGGCGAUUCCAUCUUUCGUCAGCAGCAGCAGCACAGGCAGCAGCAUGCCGUUUGUGCAUCAUGCUCCUAAGGACAACCCGCUUUUGGCGAAAAUCUACACAAUCCGCGAGGCGGAUGAGAAAUACGGCGCAGAGAAUGCAGCAGGAGCUAACAUCCCGAUGCCGCCACCUCCCAAGCCCCCUGCGCUCACGCGCUCGCUCUCCCUCCUCGACCUCAUCCUCCUCGGCAUCGGCGCUUCCAUUGGCUCGGGGAUUUUCGUCGUGACAGGUGUCGCCGCGCGAUCGGCCGGGCCGGCCGUGUCCCUAUCCUUUCUCGUAGCCGGCCUGGCCUCUCUCCUAAACGCGCUCUGCUACGCCGACCUUGCCGCCCGCUUCCCCGGCCGGGUGGGUGGCGCGUACCUGUACGCGCACGCGUGCCUGGGGCAGCUCGCGUCGUUUGUCCUGUUCUGCCACCUGGUGCUGGACUACCACGUGGGGGCGGCGGCGAUCUCUAGGAGCCUGGCGAGUUACUUGGCGAAUCUGGUGGAGGUGGCAUCUGGGGCAGGGCUACCUGCCGUGUUCGCACCAGGAGGCAUGCCUGUGUCCAUCCCCGUGCCGUUUGUACCCGCACUGGACCUUUCGAUCAAUCUCGCUGCGCCAGCUGUCCUGCUGCUCCUCUCAUGGCUGCUGUGCCGGGGGGUGCGGGAAACCUCACUCGUGAACGACGUGAUGACGUCAGUCAAGGUGGCGAUAGUGGUGCUGGUGGUGGCUGUGGGUGCAGGGCAUGUGAACCCUGCCAAUUGGUUCCCCUUCUUCCCCCCAUCGCUCGACACCCUGUUGAACUCCGCUGCUCCUGCUGCCGCCUCUGCUGCCGCCCCUGCUGCUGCUGCCACAGCCGCAGCCGCAGCCGCUGCCACUGCCACCGCCGCUGCUGCCACUGCUGCAACUACUGCUGCGUCUGCUGCCGCAGCUGCGUCUGCUGCUGCAAGCAGCACGGGCAGCAGCAUGGGUGGCGUGCAGGCAAUGCUAUCAGCCUCUGCCCUCGUCUUCUUCUCCUACAUCGGCUUCGACGCCGUCGCCAACACCUCCGAAGAGUCCCUCCACCCCCGCCGCGACGUGCCACGGGGUCUUCUUAUCGCGCUCGCUGCCUGCUCCCUCCUCUACAUCUCCGUCUCCCUCGUCCUCACCGGCAUGGUCCCGUACAACCUCCUCGACCCCUCAGCACCGCUCUCCACCGCGUUCGCCUCCCUCGGGCUGCAUUUCAUGGAGAGGAUUAUCGACGUGGGGGCUGUAGUGGGGCUGACAACAACGCUGUUGACCGGGCUGUAUGUUCAGUCUCGCAUGUAUCUGGCGUUGGCGAGGGAUGGGAUGCUGCCCGUUUGGUUUUUGCAAGUGAAUGCGGGAAGCCAUGUGCCAGUGCAUGCGCAGUGGUGGGUGGGGGGAGUGGCAUCGGCGAUGGCGGCAGUGUUUGAUGUUGGGAAGCUGUCGCAUAUUCUGUCGGUGGGCGUGUUACUGAGUUACUCUAUAGUGUGUAUGUGCGUGCUGGCGCUAAGGGUGGAAUCGUAUCAUGGAGGGGGGAGUGGCUGUGUCAGCGUGGGGGAGGAAGGGGAAGAGCGAUUGGAUGAUGCACUUUUGGCAUGCACGGGUGUAGUCACCAGCAGCAGUAUACCUGGUAAUGAGCCGGCUACAACAGGGCACACACACGUUCCGCCACCUCCGCAUUGGAUUACCCAAUGGGGUGGCGACAAGUGGCAUGAGGCUGUGGUGUAUUAA
Closterium sp. Yama58-4 is the source of this 3189-nucleotide messenger RNA. Lineage: Eukaryota; Viridiplantae; Streptophyta; Zygnematophyceae; Desmidiales; Closteriaceae. The record is from the annotation of a GenBank genome assembly.